Molecule: messenger RNA, 717 nt
Organism: Microdochium trichocladiopsis
Lineage: Eukaryota; Fungi; Ascomycota; Sordariomycetes; Xylariales; Microdochiaceae
Exons: 1
Coding region: 1-717 (238 amino acids)
Source: RefSeq, a predicted model, not a curated record
AUGCCUUCAGAUCGCAGCCGACACAGACAUUCGACUUCGGGUGCUGGUGCUGGUCGGCGUCCAUCGACGUCGUCGACAACUAGCAGCCGCAGUAGUCGUAGCAGCAUCGGAGCAAGUGUCUUUGACCAUCCCGGGGCACACUACUACCAAUCGUCCCGGUACUCUGUGUACACGGAGCUCUCAUCCAUACCAUCAGAGUACCCACAGGAGCAGCUGGAACCGGAUGCUGCGGUGGACGAUCUGCGUGACCUCCAUGUAUUCUGCGAGUUCGCACAGCUCCUGAAUUGCACUCAGACGUUUCGUGGUAAUGAGUUUGAUCAAUGGUGGGCGCACACCAUUAGUCAUCUCGGAAACCGGUUUCCCGAACAGAGUGGCUGUCCCUUCUGUAGCAACCGAUUCUUCAAUUCUACCAUGAGUGGCAACGCAGGAGCAGCCUUCGAUGCCAGGCUUUUACACGUCUGGGAGCACCUUGUCAAAGGCGGAGUGACCGAGGCGGACUUGCGACCUGAUUAUCAGCUGUACCAAUUCAUGUACAAGCAUGGUCUUGUGUCGCUGAAGACUUACAACGAUAGUCUCGACUUCAUGCCGCACAUCCCAAACCCAGACCACGAUGGUCAGACCAUGCCAGUAUUGUUCCCCAACGACGUUUGGAAGGACGAGGACGUCGUCGUCUACUCCCAUGGCGACCGUUCGCGUUUGCGGAGAAGGGGGUACUAG